AUGAGAACGCUUAACAUUACGGAGCGAGAGCAUGCCGAAUGGAUGCAGUUCGUCUCCAGGCGCUCGACAAGGAAUGGCAAUCAGCACGAGGCUGACCUUGACGACGAGUAUGGUAGGUUAUGUCAUUGUACGCUUGUGCGUUCCACAUACUCGCUCAUGAGGGGACAUAUCGUACACGUUGCAAAUGACAUCGAGCACGACGACGACGAGGAUGCUGCCAACGGCACGGCUGGAGGGGGUAGUGGGGCAACUACGAUCACGAAAGAGCCACACGCGAGGGCGAAGCUGGGCGUCGUGCGGAAGGGUAUGUUCGCAAAGUCUGUCUUUGCUUCUUGGGACAUAGCCAACGUAUUGAGUACACGCGCAUCAGGGCGUGUCGGUGACGUUAACCGUGGCAAAGGGGCGUAUGAUGAUGGCGCGCCUGAGACCCCAAGGUCUCUGCAUGACUACGGUUGGGAGGCUGCCGUGGACGAUGGUAUCAGCGACGCUGUGAGGGCGCUACAAGCACAGUUUGGAGACAUGAAGCGCGCUCUGCAGGACUCCAACGAAGCCAUCAAGGGCCUCAACACGCUGGUGCAGCAGAGCUUGGACUUAAAGCGGGAGAUGGCCGUCACGCUCCAUGCGCUGCAAGCCUCCGUACUUCCCAAUGCCCCUGUUGCACCGUACAAUGGGAGUGGUCGCAGCGCUUUUGGUGGCUCAGGUUCGGGCUCAAAUGACACAGAAGAGGCGUCGCACGAGCUUGAGCUGAAGCGUGCGAUGGCAUCAAUCAUGGAGCCUGCCAAACUAUCUCCUCGGUACAUGGCAGUGUACCUGAAGUGCAUCACCGAAGGUGACGGCACCGACGACAAGGGCCUCUCCAUGUGGCCUGCCCACACAGUGGUGGUGCAGUGGAGCGCGGCUACUAGCGCGAUCCGGGAGGGGCAGAAGGAGAAGCUCUUGUACUGCCUCAACCAUUCAGCGGAGCACAUCGCCAUAUGGAAUGCAGUCGCUGCGCGCAUGCGCGGAGGCAGCACACGAAUGGGCAAGACGGUUCUGUAUCGCUUCCUGGGCAUUCCGCGCCACGUCGCGGAUAUGCCCAAGAAGUACUCGAUGCCAUGGCUCUGCAACGAGGACGGCCUACCGUUCAGCACACCCGAGUUUGAGAUCUUCAUUGCUGCAGCAUACUGGCGCCUCCUGUCACGCAAGGUGCUGCGUAUCCACCCGUACACGCUGGUGUUCGCCUUUUAUGGGGCGGAGUACCCCGUCGUGCACCACGCUUGCAACAGGGCCGAUCUGCCCACCACGGACACCCCUAACAUCCAUAACACGAACCGGAUGCGCGCCAUUGUUGUCAACUGGCUGCGCGAUUUGAUUGUGAGUACCCACGGCACUCCCCAGGCGCCACGAUAUGACCCCGAGGAGGUGCUGAUUGUCUUCCCUCCUCCACAGGAGGCCAUGGCAGUGCCCACCGAGAUCGUGGGCCCUGAGAUGAGCGACAGCGAUGAAGAGAUCCCCAUUGCUCCAACUGCCCCUACUCAGGCCUGA
Molecule: messenger RNA, 1524 nt
Organism: Closterium sp. Yama58-4
Lineage: Eukaryota; Viridiplantae; Streptophyta; Zygnematophyceae; Desmidiales; Closteriaceae
Source: the annotation of a GenBank genome assembly